AUGUGCUUGUCAGAUGCCAACCUGCUUUACAGUCCAAAUUCUUAUUCAACUCCUUCAUCUUCACUCCUCAUCGUGCAACCCAAGUCCACCACCCAAGGAACAGACGCACAGUCCUCAACGGAGAUGGCCGAAUCCACCACAAUCGACGAGCUGACAGUCAAUGAUAUCGCAACCGCCGAUGGCGUAGUUGAUGAGCCCUGCUUGGCUCCACAACUUCACCGGGCUCUCGACGAUUUAGAAACAGCAGUCUAUUCUGUGAACUGUUUUCAAACCACCUCACACUUUCUACACGCAUUUUCACAACUUGAUGCGCAACCGCUAGACAUCCAGAGAGCCGUGGAAAGAGUGACCCAAUUUGCGCAAGCUCAGGACUACCAAGCGGCCGUCGAUGUCCAAAAAGCGCAAGCAACAUUUGGCGCUCUGUCAAAUCAAGACCAGUACGACUUGAUGCGCUAUUAUGGAGAAGACCUUCUCGUUUAUCUCGAGAUCACCAUUCCCUCGGACUUGUCACACGACCCUACACAGCCAUUCAAUGAUCUGCAAGUCUCGGUGUUUGACAUUGAAAACCUCCAUCGCGCGCUUGCCCGGGUACGUGGAGUGGAGGCAAACAUGGCCGAUGUAUUUUUCAGGCUACCCUCCAUCCAGGGUCUGAUGCGGAAGAAUCGGGAAGAAGAACUUCGCCUGUUAAAAUUGCGCACCGCAGCUGAGAACUUGCUCUGUGAGCAAUUCCUGGCCCUAAGUCGGGGUGAACAAGACCUGCUCUGGUUGUGGUAUGAGAAUACUUUGAGGGCUAGUGGAAUACAAAAGGACAAGAAUGCGGAACCUCCCUACUCAGUUACGCGCUGA
This is a messenger RNA of Penicillium paradoxum, 846 nucleotides long. RefSeq lists its product as uncharacterized. The record is from RefSeq and is a predicted model, not a curated record. The coding region runs from base 1 to 846 and encodes 281 amino acids. Lineage: Eukaryota; Fungi; Ascomycota; Eurotiomycetes; Eurotiales; Aspergillaceae. The transcript is spliced from 2 exons.